AUGGGUAGCAGGCACAUUUUAGCCAUACCUUAUCCAGCACAAGGCCAUGUGAUUCCCCUGCUAGAAUUCUCUCCACAUUUAGCCAAACAAGGGUUUGAAAUCACCUUCGUGAACACAGAGCACAAUCACAAACGUGUAAUGGGUGCUCUAGCAGAAACGGAUCAUAUAGGGGAUGCUAAUAUUCACCUAGUCUCACUCACAGAUGGCAUGGAACCUGGUGCGAAUAGAAAUGAACUUGGAAUUUUACUGAAAAGCGAAGAGAUUAAGUUAGCGCCAUCAGUACCUACAACCAGAACGGAAAGCUUGCCCUGGGCAUGUUUUGGCAACGAAGAGACACAGAAAAGUAUAUUUCAAGCUUGCUUAAGAAACAAAAAAGCAGUGGAAGUGGCAGAUUGGCUUAUAUGCAAUACAGUUUAUGAACUUGGGGUACGAGUUUUCAUCUUGGCUCCUCACAUUCACCAAAUCGGCCCACUUUUAGCAAGCAAUCGCCUCGGAAAUUCCGGCCAGAAAGACUCAACUUGCCUGAAAUGGCUCGACCAGCAAUCUCCAUGCUCCGUCACUUACGUCGCAUUCGGAAGCUUCACAGUUCUAGACAAAACUCUAUUAAGGGAAUUAGUCCUGGGGUUUGAGCUUACAGGCAAGCCAUUUCUCGUAGUGAGGCCAGACCUAACUACAGAAAACCCUAACAAUGUCUUCCCGUUGGGGUUUCAAGAGAGGAUAGAAUCUCGUGGGAAGAUUGUGUGUUGGGCUCCACAACAGAGGGUUCUUAAUCAUCCCUCGAUCGCUUGCUUUGUGAGCCACUGUGGCUGGAAUUCAACCCUCGAAAGCCUCAGCAAUGGCGUCCGGUUCCUGUGUUGGCCGUACUUCGCCGAUCAAUUUCUUAAUGAGAACUACAUUUGUGUUAUAUGGAAGGUGGGGUUGAGAUCGAAGAAGGACGAACAUGGAAUUGUUACAAGAACGGAGAUUAAAAAGAAGGUGGAGAAACUCCUUGCCGAUGAGGAUUUGAAACAGAGAAUUCAAAAACGGAAGAAAACGAUGUCGGAAAGUGUGGAAGAAGGCGGUCGAUCUUACAAAAUUUCAACAAUUUCAUUAAUUGGUUGAAAACUUGAAAACAUAACAUGACGGACCUUUAUACUCACAAUCAUAAUAUC
Molecule: messenger RNA, 1151 nt
Organism: Benincasa hispida (wax gourd)
Lineage: Eukaryota; Viridiplantae; Streptophyta; Magnoliopsida; Cucurbitales; Cucurbitaceae
Source: RefSeq, a predicted model, not a curated record